GUUAAACUCCAAUGAUGCGAUUCGCCAUGGAGCUCCUCUCGCUCCCCUUCUUACUCCUUCUGGCUCUUUCUUUUUUCUCCCGUCCGACGGUUACCAUUGCGAGAGGAGGCGGUCAUAUGGACUGUACUCAUGGAGUAUUUGCCCGGCAUCUGUUUGAAGAGAGCCAGCCUCGGAUAUCGGAAGCCAUGACUCAUGAGUAUAUGAGUAACUCUGAACUUGAGAAGGCCAUGAAGGAAUUUACUCAAAGAUGUGCUAAUAUUUCCAGGAUAUACAGCAUUGGAAAGAGUGUGAAAGGGAUACCAUUGUGGGUAGUGGAAAUUUCUGACAAGCCUGGGCAGGAAGAAGCUGAACCUGCAUUUAAGUUCAUUGGAAACGUGCACGGUGAUGAACCUGUUGGGAGAGAGCUACUUAUAUCUCUUGCAAAUUGGCUGUGUGACAACUAUAGGAAGGAUCCAUUGGCAACAUUGAUUGUAAACAAUGUUCACCUACAUGUUCUUCCUACUAUGAAUCCUGAUGGAUUUGCUCUUAGGAGACGUGGGAAUGCAAAUAAUGUGGACCUAAAUCGGGAUUUUCCUGAUCAAUUUUAUCCUAUGAAUGACAUUGUAAGCCUGCGACAACCUGAAACGAGAGCAAUUAUGAACUGGAUAAAAGAGCGACACUUCACGGCCUCUGCAAGUUUACAUGGGGGUGCACUUGUUGCAAAUUAUCCUUGGGAUGGCUCUCAAGAUACAAGAAAACAGUAUGUUGCAUGCCCUGAUGACAAGACAUUUCGCUCCAUGGCACGUUUGUAUAGUCGUUCACAUUACAACAUGUCUUUGAGCAAAGAAUUUGAGGGGGGGAUUACUAAUGGGGCUCUUUGGUAUCCUAUCUAUGGCGGUAUGCAAGAUUGGAACUACAUACAUGGGGGCUGUUUCGAAUUAACCUUGGAAAUUAGUGAUGACAAAUGGCCUAAAGCAAAUGAGCUUCCUGUCAUCUGGGAGUACAACAGAAUGAGCAUGUUAAAUCUUGUUGCUAGUCUUGUGAAGACAGGAGUUCAUGGAAGGAUAUUCUCAUCAGACAAAGGGCGUCCUUUACCAGCCUCUGUAGUGAUCCAGGGAAUUGAUAUUAGAGUGAAUGCUAGCAGGACAUACGGUGAUUACCAUCGCAUGCUUGCCCCUGGGGAGAGGUAUGAAGUUACGGCAUCUAUGCCUGGCUUCCAAUCUAAAACUACACAUAUAUUGCUGGAAGAUGAGGCUAUGAACUUGGAUUUCAUUCUGAGUCCAGAAGAUUCAAGCAAACAUGAGGAAGUCAGGAACGAAUGUGAUUGCACCUGUGAUGGCAAGGACAAGCUUGAGGUGGUUGAGUUUCUAAGGGGGAUUAAUUUGGGGAUAUACCUUCUGCUUUCUGUGAUGUUCCUCAUUUUCUGCUGUCUGUUGAGGAGGAAAACAAUGUUUAAGUUUCUAAACCGUAGACAGUUUAAUGGGUAUAAAAGGUCAAUUGUUGUGUAAGGCUUUGACAGAAACACGCGCAUGUUGUAAAUUAUUUUUUUGGCUAGUUCAAGGCUAUUUUGUUGCCCUAUGGCAUGCAAUUUCCGUUGGGAAUAGGCUUGAUGGGAUUGUUGUGUAAGACUUUGAUAAUAACAUUCAAAUGCUGUAAAUUAUCUUUUUGCUAGUA
Phoenix dactylifera (date palm) is the source of this 1653-nucleotide messenger RNA. It is a transcript of the gene SOL1, whose product is annotated as carboxypeptidase D. Gene Ontology annotation, molecular function: zinc ion binding; metallocarboxypeptidase activity. The record is from RefSeq and is a predicted model, not a curated record. Gene Ontology annotation, biological process: protein processing; peptide metabolic process. NCBI's taxonomy places the organism in Eukaryota, Viridiplantae, Streptophyta, Magnoliopsida, Arecales, Arecaceae.